UUGAGAAGGAGAGGAAGUGGAAGACGGUUCUUGUCUUUCUUCUUCUUAGUAAGAGGGGGGAGGGAAAACCCUUGCUCGUGCUUCAUUUCUAGAGCUCUCCUCGACGAGAAGAUGGCUGGCCUAUCAUUGCAGCACCCUUUGCCUUUCGCCUUCGGCAUGUUAGGCAAUCUCAUCUCGUUCAUGGUGUUUCUUGCCCCGAUUCCGACGUUCUAUCGGGUUUACCGGAAGAAAUCGACGGAAGGGUUCCACUCGGUGCCUUACGUUGUUGCGCUCUUCAGUUGCAUGCUGUGGAUCUACUAUGCGUUUGUCAAGACCAAUUCGAUGCUCCUCAUCACCAUUAACUCCUUCGGGCUGUUCAUCGAGACAAUCUACAUCACCAUCUACCUCAUCUAUGCCCCCAAGAAGGCUAGGAUCUUUUGCAUCCAAAUAUUCGUCCUCUUGGAUGUGGUGGCGUUCGCUGCGAUCGUUCUCUUGACUCAGCUAGUCUUUAAAGGCUCCAAUCGCGUGACAGUUCUCGGAUGGAUCUGCGUUGGCUUCUCCAUAAGCGUCUUUGCUGCUCCAUUGAGCGUCAUCAGGCUCGUUAUCCGCACCAAGAGCGUGGAGUUCAUGCCAUUCUUCUUGUCCUUCUUCCUCACCUUGAGCGCGAUCGCCUGGUUUGGCUACGGUCUCUUCACCAAGGACAUAUACGUUCAGCUUCCAAAUGUCUUGGGGUUCGUAUUUGGGAUUGCACAAAUGCUGCUCUACAUCAUCUACAAGAAGAAGAAGAACGUCGUGGUGGAGCCAACGGUGCCUGAGCACAUACUCAAGAUCGCGGAGCUGAUCACGACCCCAGCAUCGGAGUUGCAGGUCAGCAUCGAGGAGAACGAUCGCAAGAAGAAGGCCAACGAGGACGCUGAAGGCGUAGACAACGGAAAGACGGCAGCAGCAGCAGCAGCAGAGGAGGGGAUUGAGAUCAACGCAGUGUGAGGCAUGCAGGCCGGUCUCGAACGAAGAUACAAAGAACAUUGAAGAUUUCAUAUUGCAUCACCCCCACUCCUUCCUUUUACCGAUUCCUCUACUUCAUAGGCGCCUUAAUUCUAGCUUCUAAAGAUUAUGUGUCCGACUACUUAUAUCCCCAGAAGAAAAACAAACAAGUGUAGUGUGUCCAUGUAUCAUCAUCGCAAUAAUAAAGUGCCUGCCUUUUCUUUCUGCCA
This is a messenger RNA of Musa acuminata subsp. malaccensis (wild Malaysian banana), 1193 nucleotides long. RefSeq names its product bidirectional sugar transporter SWEET14-like. Gene Ontology annotation, biological process: carbohydrate transport. Gene Ontology annotation, cellular component: membrane. The record is from RefSeq and is a predicted model, not a curated record. NCBI's taxonomy places the organism in Eukaryota, Viridiplantae, Streptophyta, Magnoliopsida, Zingiberales, Musaceae. Gene Ontology annotation, molecular function: sugar transmembrane transporter activity.